GAACUAUCUGAACAUCCACAAGAUGCUCCAGCAGCCAUAAGUGGGAACGCUUCAAGAUGCUUAAACAUCGCAACAACACAUGUAUUAACUACUCCCUCCGUCCGGGAAAAGUUGUCCCCAACGACAUUUUGCGAAAAUCAACUCCCCUUUCUUCCGACAAACUACGCAGCCCUCCCUCCGUCUGCUUCUCUGCUCCGUCGCCUCGCCACGCGCCGGCCGCCUGCUCCGUCGCCUCGCCGCAUGUCGGCCGCCUUCUCCCCCUCGUCUCGCCGCUUCUCUCCGUCCGCACUAGGAGAUCAAGAGGGAAGGGAUCCCCUUUUCUGUAAAGCUCGCGCCUUGCCGGCUCCGUCGGCGGCGCUCGAUGACCCGCUCCUCGUCCUCGAUCUCCUCAUCCUCGAGCACCUCCUCCAGACCUCCAGCUCCGGCAGCGGCGCUCGAUGACCCGCUCCUCGUCCUCGAGCUCCUCAUCCUCGAGCACCUCCUCCAGACCUCGAGCUCCGGCGGCGGUGGCGUGGGAAACACGACCAGGGCAUGGGGAAGACGAAGACUUGCUCCAGAAGCUUGUCUUACUCCUCGAGCUGGUGGGCUUAUGAUGGAGGACCUGCACUCUUGGCUCCACCAGCGCAGCCGCUGCCGCUUCUGCUUCUGCUCCCCGCUCACCCACAGCGCAGAGAAGAUGCUACUAGUAUCUCUCACAAGUUAACUAGAACAAUUGAAAGCAACAGUAGAUCAGAAAUUGCUUCUACUCUAGAGUACUCUCACCGGCAGCAUGAUCAAUUGUGUUUGAAAUUAAUGAACAAGUGCAAGGAUCAGAAAUUGGAGCUUCUUCUCACCGGCAGCAGCACAAGCAGGGUAGCUCCAGGCAGCAGCACGAGCAGGCCCGCCUGGGAGGAGCAGCAACUUGCAGACGAGCAGCAGGUCGAGGAGAGGAGUGGGGGAGACGACAGGGGCCUCGAGGUUGAGGAUGAGCUUCAAUUCCAGGCCCGCCGGGAGCUCCAGGUCCAGGCGCUCGAGACCCAGGCGCGCGCAGGUCCUGGCUGGCGGGAGGGGAUAGAGGCGCAGCCUUGGGCGGCGUAAGGGGUGACGGCGGGAGAGGAUGGCGGCGGUGCAGCGCCAUUCAGCCGUGGAGCCGCCACCCGUCGAGGUGGUCGCCGCGGAGGAGUAGGUGGAUGGCGCAGCUCGCCUUGGGCGGCGCAGGUGGGCGCGGGCGGCGUUGGUUCACAGCGGUGGUGCAGCUCGCCUCGGACGGCGCAGGUGGGCACGGGCGGCGGUGGUUCACAGCGGCGGCGCAGGUCGUGGCCGUCGUCAACCGGUGCCGACGGUGGCUUGGGCGGCGGACGAAGAAAGGAGGAAGAAGCAACCGGGGGCUGAUUAGCAAGAGAUUCGAAGAUGGAAGGUUUUUUUUGCAAAUUUGAAAAUGAACUAAGCGCUGGACAACUUUUCUCGGACGGAGGGAGUAGUACCUAGUUGUCUACACGAUAAGACUUUUUAGAGCAUAUACCUCACUGAUCUAAAAAGGCUUAUAAAAGUUUGCAGAGGGAGUACAAGUUCUACGAGCAACGUUGACUGCACAAGAUAAUUGUACAGCAACCGAAACGGAAAACCAGCAGAGAAUUGGGGACAGUGGGACUGGCAUAGCAGACACAGUAUGAACCCUUCUGUCCUGUUAUGUGUGAGGAUCCAGGAUUUAUACAAGUGAUGAAGACGCCCCUUGAACAUUGCAUCCAACGUCGACCUGUCAUGAUGAGAAAAGCAGAAAAUUCAAAUUGACAAUUUAGACACACAAGAGUAUUAUUACUGAACAAUCUUUGUAUCUAUACUUGUUAAAGACUGGGCAUGAUGAUGGCAGCAGAAGAGGUGAGGUAUUAUAUGACAACAAGUAUAUACUCUCUCCGUCUCAAGAUAAGUGUCUCAACUUUGUACUAACUUUAGUACAAAGUUAUACUAAGGUUAAGACAUUUAUUUUGGGAAAGAGGGAGUACAAGACUAAGAAAAUAUACCUCCCAAUUACAAAUAAGCUCCAUUUAACAAUAGCGGCUGUCAUUCUUUACAUCUUUGUAAGUAGAGGUGCACAUGUACAUCAGUUGGGAAAAGAAUUGCCCCUUUCA
Messenger RNA from Triticum dicoccoides, 2108 nucleotides. RefSeq lists its product as uncharacterized. The transcript is spliced from 3 exons. Lineage: Eukaryota; Viridiplantae; Streptophyta; Magnoliopsida; Poales; Poaceae. The coding region runs from base 532 to 1077 and encodes 181 amino acids. The record is from RefSeq and is a predicted model, not a curated record.